UUCCGCUCUUAAAGGGGCCGCGGCGCGGCGCGGGCGGCGCCGCUGCGCUAUGCGCGGGCGGCCAUGCGAUGGCGGUCGGUGGUGCUGGGGCUGCUGCUGCUGCGGCUCGGGCUGCAGGCGCUGCUGACUCUGCUGCCCGCGCUCGCCCGAGGGCUCUGCCUGCACCCGCGCCUGCCCUGCCCCGGCCCGCGGCCGCCCGCGCUGCCCGGCCCUGCCGCGGGGCGCGGGGCCCGGCUGUGGGGCGCGGCGGCCGGCGGCGAUGAGUACGAGCGGCGCUACAGCGGCGCCUUCCCGCCGCAGCUGCGGGCGCGGCUGCGGGACGCGGCCCGGGGCAUGUUCGUGUUCGGCUACGACAGCUACAUGGAGCACGCCUUCCCCCGCGACGAGCUCGACCCGCUGCACUGCCGCGGCCGCGGGCCCGACCGCCGCGACCCCUCCAACCUGAACAUCAAUGAUGUGCUGGGGAACUACUCCCUGACACUGAUCGAUGCGCUGGACACGCUGGCGGUAAUGGGAAACUCCUCAGAAUUCCAGAAGGCAGUGAAGUUGGUGAUUGACACAGUUUCAUUUGAUAAAGACUCAACAGUCCAAGUUUUUGAGGCAACAAUCAGGGUUUUGGGAAGCCUGCUGUCUGCCCACAUCAUAAUCACAGACACCAAGCAGCCCUUUGGUGAUAUGACCAUUAAGGAUUAUGACAAUGAGCUGCUGCACUUGGCUCAUGACCUGGCAGUGAGGCUGCUCCCAGCCUUUGAGAACACCAAAACUGGCAUUCCCUAUCCUCGGGUGAACCUGAAGAAGGGGGUUCCUCCAGACAGCCACAACGAGACGUGCACAGCAGGAGCUGGAUCCUUGCUGGUGGAGUUUGGGAUCCUCAGCAGGCUGCUUGGUGAUUCCACGUUCGAAUGGGUGGCCAGGAGAGCUGUGAAGGCCCUGUGGAGCCUCAGGAGCAAUAACACUGGACUACUGGGAAAUGUUGUGAAUAUCCAGACUGGCCACUGGGUUGGAAAGCAGAGUGGACUGGGAGCAGGGUCAGAUUCCUUCUAUGAGUACCUGCUGAAGUCCUACAUCCUCUUUGGGGAAAAGGAAGACCUGGAAAUGUUCAACGCUGCUUAUCAGAACAUUCAGAACCACUUGAGGAGAGGUCGUGAGGCCUGCAAUGAGGGAGAAGGGGACCCUCCCCUGUACGUCAACGUGAACAUGUACACGGGCCAGCUGAUGAACACCUGGAUUGACUCCCUGCAGGCCUUCUUCCCUGGGCUGCAGGUGUUGAUAGGAGAUGUGGAAGAUGCCAUUUGUCUCCAUGCCUUCUAUUAUGCCAUAUGGAAACGCUAUGGAGCUCUCCCAGAGAGGUACAACUGGCAGCUGCAGGCCCCAGAUGUUCCCUUUUACCCGCUGAGGCCGGAGCUGGUGGAGUCCACAUAUCUUCUUUAUCAGGCCACAAAGAACCCGUUUUACCUUCAUGUGGGAAUGGAUAUUCUGCAGAGUUUGGAAAAAUAUACAAAAGCAAAGUGUGGCUAUGCCACGUUGCACCACGUGGUGGAGAAGACGAAGGAGGAUCGAAUGGAGAGCUUUUUCCUCAGUGAAACCUGUAAAUAUUUGUACCUGUUGUUCGAUGAAGAGAAUCCAGUGCAUAAAUCUGGGAACAAGUUCAUGUUUACUACUGAGGGCCACAUCGUGUCUGUGGACGAGCGGUUCCGGAACUCUCUGUGGGAGGACAUCCUCCCUGGACAGGAGGACAGCGCCCACAAAACCAAACCCACCGAGCUCAAGGCAGCCAACUUCAGCUCCAACUGUAACAGAGUCCCUGAUGAGAGGAGGUACCUGCUGCCCCUGAAGAGCAACUACAUGAGACAGAUCGACAGAAUGGUGGGACUGAUCUGAGGGACCCUGCAGGGAAACUUCAGAGGAGCUUGGGAUUCCUCUGCAGACAUUCCUCCCCCUUCAGCUGCUCCCUGCACAGGCUGAGUCCCCCAGGUGUCCCCUGGGCCUGGGUCAGCCGUGGACACAAAGGAGAUGGAGCUCAGUCCGAGCUGGGGUAACCUCCUGUGCCACCUGAACAGCUCUUGGUUCAAGGCUUCCUAUGAAAAAUGUUGUUGCAAAUGAAGGCUGAAUAUAUUUUAGGAGAAAAAGAAGGCAAAUUGGCCUGUGCCACUUAGCUACCUCUUUGUAGCUGUGUUACAAAUGUCCCUCUAGAGCAGGGUCUGGUAUUUAAUUUGAAAUGACCUCGAGGCUUGGGGAAGAAGUGGGGAAGUGCAAUUUUUUACACCAAGUUAUUUGAAUUUUUCUGACUAGCAAUACACAACCUUAAGGUCUUCUCAGGUAGGAACCCACUGGGUUUGCUGAAACAGAACUGCUCUGUGUACUCUUGGAAAGAGAACUCCUGGUGGUGUAAGAGCUGUUGGUAGAGUCUGCCAUCCCUGAGGCUCACAGCUGAUAGAAGCUGCAGGGCUGUGAGAGCCUGCAGAAAGCAGUGAUCAAACCAAUCCAGGUGCCUUUUUGGAAGGGAAUGGGGGGAGGGAAGGGGGAAUUGCAAAGCCACUCAGGCAGAAGUUCCCAAAGUUUCCUUGUUUGCCACGUUGUAGUGCCUUUUCAGGAGAGAUGCUGCUAAGAGCUGGUGUCACAGUACAUGAAGAACAAACUAUUUCACAUUCCUGACAGGAUUCAUGUGUUAGUGCCUUAAGUUCUCUUCACUAGCAGGGAAAACUGAGCUUCCUUGGGAAGAUGGAAAAGUGUUUCUGAUGAGCUGGUUGCAAAAUACAGUGGAACCCAAAGUCAAUUCAAAAGAGAUAUUUGGGUUCUUUUUUAAGAUCCUGGAAGAGCAUCUGUGAACUUCCAGGAAGAAAGCAGUUAAGGGUUUGAGGGAUGAGAACAAACUGAGGCCAAAACAACUAUUUUAAAUACAACAAGUUGGGGUUUUUUCCAGUGUUUUCCUGUUGCAUAUAUACUUCUAACUUUUGACUACAGUUGAAGUAGCAGAAUGUUAUUUUUUGGGUUAAUUACUUUUAAAUUGAGGCAUAAAUACAAGGGCAACUUGAUCUGCUGUAUUUUCACCUUCUUUCAACAACAUUGGUUUUCAUAAACCACGUGUUGCAAGUCAAAACAUUUCUAAUAAAUAUGAAGUUUGUGCUGGAGAGGUUAUUGUUGGAAUCUUUUAAUGUACAGAUGCAUCUCAGGGACUUUGUUAUAGAAACUUCUAUUCCAUGAUAGUUGAAUCUUGUAUCCAGGCAGAAAAAAAAAAAUCAUCAAGUCUCAGUCUUAUUAUGUGUGUUUGAAGGGGUGAAGGGUUGGAAGGGGGAGAGGGAAAUAGGUUAAAAUUGCCCAAAAUAUUGCAAUAGAGUGGGUUGGCUUGGUGUUUGAGGCAGCUGGUGAUUCCAGCUUUGCCAAAGGCAUUGAUGGAGUGUGUUUCAAAGGAAAACAGGAAUUCAGGGUGGUUGGGAGAGGUUCAGGCUGUGCUUGCAGCCAGUACAGGGUGAGAAGGGCAGGAGGAUGGGCAGAGGCAGGGGCAGAGAGGGCUGGGCCCAGCUGGGCUCAGCCAGUUCUGCAGUGGGAAGUGGUGGGGUGGGAGCCCAGCACAGCAUCCCACCCUGGCUGUGAAAACUCUGUGAGCAGGAUUCUGGGAUGGACAGGGAUCAGGGAUGGAUUGGACAGGAUUCUGGGAUGGACAGGGAUCAGGGAUGGAUUGGACAGGAUUCUGGCAUGGACAGGGAUCAGGGAUGGAUUGGACAGGAUUCUGGGAUGGACAGGGAUCAGGGAUGGAUUGGACAGGAUUCUGGGAUGGACAGGGAUCAGGGAUGGAUUGGACAGGAUUCUGGGAUGGACAGGGAUCAGGGAUGGAUUGGACAGGAUUCUGGGAUGGACAGGGAUCAGGGAUGGAUUGGACAGGAUUCUGGCAUGGACAGGGAUCAGGGAUGGAUUGGACAAGAUUUUGGGAUGGACAGGGAUCAGGGAUGGAUUGGACAGGAUUCUGGGAUGGACAGGGAUCAGGGAUGGAUUGGACAGGAUUCUGGCAUGGACAGGAUUCCAGGAAGGACAGGACACCAGGACAGACACACCCUAAGUGCAGUGGUGGCUUCUCCUGGUCCAGGUUUGUCCCUGAGCCCAGUGUAGCUCCCUGAAUGUGGCACUGGCCUGUGCUUGUGCCUUCUGAACCCCUGAGCCCAGGGCUGAAUCCCUUCCAGAGCUUUCCAGAGAGAAUUCCACCACUGUGAGGAAGUUCACAACUGUUGUGUCGUUGUGUUUUCCUUGUGAUUGCCAGGAAUAGUGAAAGGUGGCUGAGAAUGGAGCAGCCCAGACAGGAAUUGCAGCCUUCCAGCCAAACAUGGUCAGCUUCCCUUGGGAAUUGCUUUGGAAUUUCUGUUGCCAGGUGAUGUGACAGUCAUCUUUCCACAGAAAUGCUCUUUAUCCUCACAGAGGCUGGUGGUAAAAGACUCUGUUCCUUCAGGAGUCAACUUUUCCUCCUCUUUGUUCUAAAACUGCUUGGAUAUGUUUUUACUCUGUAAGGACAGGGCACCUGUUAGGCACUAAAAUGAGAGUUUGUGUACAAGUGAAUGGCAUCAAAAUGGAACUGGUGACAGUGCUGGAAUCACUUGCUGAAACAGUCUCUUAGAUUUCUUGGUAUCAUGUGCAAUAUCAGGUUUUCCUAACUAAAAGUGCCAUGUAUGCUUAAUUGUUAUUUAUCCAUGAAGUGUUAACUGAGGACAGGAAACUUGGAAGAGGACCAAAUGUGCUUUCAUGAAAUGUCCUGAAUUUUCAACACCUGGCUUGUGUUUUGCAGGUCUGCAUUAAAAAAUAGUGUGUUUGACUAC
Messenger RNA from Poecile atricapillus (Black-capped chickadee), 4805 nucleotides. RefSeq names its product ER degradation enhancing alpha-mannosidase like protein 1 (gene EDEM1). Gene Ontology annotation, cellular component: endoplasmic reticulum; membrane. Bases 64 to 1881 code for a protein of 605 amino acids. Gene Ontology annotation, molecular function: calcium ion binding; mannosyl-oligosaccharide 1,2-alpha-mannosidase activity. The transcript is spliced from 12 exons. The record is from RefSeq and is a predicted model, not a curated record. Gene Ontology annotation, biological process: endoplasmic reticulum mannose trimming; mannose trimming involved in glycoprotein ERAD pathway; carbohydrate metabolic process. Lineage: Eukaryota; Metazoa; Chordata; Aves; Passeriformes; Paridae.